Messenger RNA from Fusarium falciforme, 912 nucleotides. Its product is annotated as Fungal-trans domain-containing protein. Bases 1 to 912 code for a protein of 303 amino acids. Lineage: Eukaryota; Fungi; Ascomycota; Sordariomycetes; Hypocreales; Nectriaceae. Gene Ontology annotation, cellular component: nucleus. The record is from RefSeq and is a predicted model, not a curated record. The transcript is spliced from 2 exons.
AUGGCAUCGAUCUUAGGUCGAGCGUCACACUAUGUACUUCAAGAGAACCGUGAUUCACAGCUGGGCCUCCCUUGGUCCUCAACCUCUCCCUACGCCUCUAUAUCAUCCACUCUACUUCAGCUAGAGAUUUGUUUCGGGAUGAACGAGGACCCCAAGAAAACCCUGAGGGAGAGGUGUUAUAUAGAUGAGUCCAUCGACCAACAUCUUGCGGGCCCCUUUAUCUAUUCCAAAGCACUCUUCCACCUCUCACAUUGUCUUUUACAUCAUCCAUUCUUGAUACAGCAGCGCUUGCAAAAGCUACAGCAGAGAGCUCCCCCGAUAUUCAUAAACACAGCAUGGAAAAGCUGCAUAGCGCAUGCCAAGAGAUUGAUAGAGCUGAAAGACACGAAACAUCAUAACGUGCUUGUCUUGACAUCUCUCUAUGGCUAUUGUACCAUGGUAGCAGGAACCAUCCAUGUCCUGUCAAUGAAUGACGACAACCAGUCUGUCCGCGAGCAAGGGCAGGAGUAUUACAAUUCUGCGCUGGACUUUCUCAAUGAUCUCUCUUGUUAUUGGAAGCACGCGGCUCUGAUGGCAAAUCGACUGGAGCGUUUUCGACAACAAUGCGAGAACCGUCGAGUAGAUAUGAACCCGUGUGCCGACAAAUCCGGGCACUCGCCCGGCGAUGUUAAAGCAUUAUGGCAGAGCGUCGACUAUGCGCUGCUGUCGGCUCCGACCCGGCCUGGAAGUCCCACCAACGGCCAAGCACCGAGCGGGAUGGACUUGUUCACACCGCAAAGCAAGCUCUUUGACUUUCCUGAUUUUGACACGUUUGCUGAAGGACUUGGCAUUUUUAGUAAUCUGCCGGUUUUGGAAAACAAGAAUCUCUUUCCAGACCUGGAAACCUCUGCUCAGGACGACUCCCUUGAAUAG